This is a messenger RNA of Sinocyclocheilus grahami, 1081 nucleotides long. RefSeq names its product excitatory amino acid transporter 1-like. Gene Ontology annotation, biological process: D-aspartate import across plasma membrane; L-aspartate import across plasma membrane; L-glutamate import across plasma membrane. The transcript is spliced from 6 exons. Gene Ontology annotation, cellular component: plasma membrane. Lineage: Eukaryota; Metazoa; Chordata; Actinopteri; Cypriniformes; Cyprinidae. Gene Ontology annotation, molecular function: L-glutamate transmembrane transporter activity; neutral L-amino acid transmembrane transporter activity; glutamate:sodium symporter activity. Bases 219 to 1061 code for a protein of 280 amino acids. The record is from RefSeq and is a predicted model, not a curated record.
AUCUCCUAUUUGGAGUUAGCAAGCUCCUCCCCUUCUGAGAUCCUGAGCAUCAGGAGCUUCUUACUGGUGGAAGGUUAUUAAAUUCCCAGCACAGACUGGCUAACUCUGAUCACUCAGGGCAUCUCUCAGCACAAGAGCUCACUGGAAGCAGAGUCUCUUUUGGGUCACCGGUUCAGCCCAGCUAGUUUGAUCGGAGUGUGUUGAGUGACACCGCCAGCAUGACCAAAAGCACCGGGGAGAAGCCGCGGUCGCGCAAUCGCGUGCAGCAGAUCCGAGAGGGAAUUCACCUGCGUUCCCUAAAGGCGAGGAAGAAAGUGGAGGACAUCACUAAAGAUGACGUAAAGAGCUUUCUGAGAAGAAAUGCUUUUGUGCUCCUCACCGUUGGAGCUGUGGUCUUUGGUAUCUUGCUGGGUUUUGCUUUGAGGCCAUAUAAAAUGUCAUACAGAGAAGUGAAGUAUUUCUCCUUUCCUGGUGAGCUAUUGAUGCGUAUGCUGCAGAUGCUAGUGCUUCCCCUUCUUGUCUCAAGUUUGAUUACAGGCAUGGCGGCAUUGGACAGUCGCGCCUCUGGAAAGAUGGGCAUGCGUGCAGUCAUAUACUAUAUGACCACCACUUUCAUCGCAGUGUUCAUCGGCAUCAUUAUGGUUCUGAUUAUCCACCCGGGUAAAGGCUCAAAGGAUGAAUUCACUAAACAGCAGAAAAUCGAGCAGGUCAGCCCAGCCGAUGCCUUCCUCGACCUCAUCAGAAACAUGUUUCCUCCUAAUCUGGUUCAGGCCUGCACUCAACAGUUUAAGACACAAUAUAGCAAGAGGGUCAUUCACGUGAAGAUGAUCGUAAACGAUUCGAUAUUCAACCUAACUAACGCCACCCAGGAGAUUGCCCAAGAGGAAGUGAUCCCUCUCCCGGGCACCACCAGCGGGGUUAAUGCCCUCGGGCUGGUGGUGUUUUCAAUGUGCUUCGGCUUGAUCAUUGGGAAUAUGAAGGAACAGGGACAGGCUCUCAGAGACUUCUUCGACUCCCUCAACGAGGCCAUCAUGCGACUUGUUGCUAUUAUUAUGUGGUGAGUGAUUCCAGACACACAAAC